UGUUGUUUUGUACUUAAACAGGUCACUACUCAAGUCUCUGUGCCAACAAAAACAUAUGAACUGCUUCAUCGAAUGACUGGAAAAGGAUUAGCAGCUCAUUAUCACUUUUCAAGACAGCCAGGCCUUUUUGGGGAUCAUAUGGUACCUGUGCAAGUGACAGUAACAAAUACAACUGAUCAGAAGAUAGAGAAUAUUCACAUUGAGGAGAAGAAAUUACCUCCAGGCAUGAGGAUGCGUGAGUUUAAUCCAAUAGAGUGCCUUGAACCUGGAGGAUCCACUACCGUUACAGUGGGUAUUGACUUCUGUGAUUCUACUCAGACAGCCAGUUUCCAGUUAUGCACAAAGGAUGAUCAUUUCAAUGUUAGCAUUCAGCCCCCUGUUGGAGAACUACUCUUGCCUGUCACUAUGUCAGAGAAGGACUUUAAGAAGGAGCAAGGAAUGCUGACAGGAAUGAAUGAGACAUCUGCUACAAUAGCUGUUGCUCCACAGAACUCUACUAGACUUGUAAUAAUUGAGAGGGUAGUAAAAGCAGCAAAUCUGGGUGUAGUCUCUUCUGGUCAAGAUAACAUACACAGGUUUGCAGCUAAAACUGUGCACAGUGGGUCACUGAUGCUAGUCACAGUGGAGCUGAAGGAGAGCUCUACAGCACAGCUCAUCAUAAACACUGAGAAAACUGUGAUUGGUUCUGUUCUGCUGCGGGAGCUGAAGCCUGUCCUGUCCCAGGGGUAACCUGCUUACAUCUGGACUUCAGAGUCUGGCACACAACAAAAGUGCCUGGCAUCCACUACUGCUGCCUUUCAUUUAUAAUAAUAGCCUUUCCAUCUGGCAGUGGGGGAAGAAUACACUCUUGACAUUCUUGUCUUCUGCUUUAGAAUGCUAGUGUGUAUCUAUCGUGUAUGCAAGUUCUUUCCUUUUUUUCUGCUUGCUAACCAAAGAAUAUAUAUUUUACUGUCUAUGUGCUUUCAAAUGUAUUUCCCAUUUGUUCUACUCUAGUUCUUCCCUCUCUAGUAGAUGACAGUAGGUUCCCCCACAACCUUUCUUCCCCAUCAGUUUUCCUCCCCAUAGUGAGCAAAUAUUAGAUAAUAAAGUUCAAGGGAAAUCACACUGCUUGAAAACUGAGUUCAAAUGGCAGAUAGGUUCCAGCAACAAGUUUGUGGUUCAGAGAGAUUUUGUUACAUAAACGUAAAAAUUCAGUAAGAACAGCAAAAUGGUUGCUUUCUAGAAAUGCUUUUAAACCUAAACUUGUCUAUUAAGAACCUUGUUCCUACUUACUGUUCUUUUCUCAAAUAUGUUGUUAAGAUACUAAUAAAGUAGUGCUAUGAGCA
Molecule: messenger RNA, 1325 nt
Organism: Empidonax traillii (willow flycatcher)
Lineage: Eukaryota; Metazoa; Chordata; Aves; Passeriformes; Tyrannidae
Product: AP-3 complex subunit beta-1-like
Exons: 5
Coding region: 73-729 (218 amino acids)
Source: RefSeq, a predicted model, not a curated record